Molecule: messenger RNA, 1037 nt
Organism: Solanum stenotomum
Lineage: Eukaryota; Viridiplantae; Streptophyta; Magnoliopsida; Solanales; Solanaceae
Product: glutaredoxin-C13-like
Exons: 1
Coding region: 459-764 (101 amino acids)
Cellular component (GO): nucleus; cytoplasm
Source: RefSeq, a predicted model, not a curated record
AUCUAAAUAAAGCACACCAUCUUUUGAAUCUUUACAAUUUAGACAGAGAACUCCACUUUCAUUUUUAGAUGUUCCAUUUUUUUUUCUUUUAUAAAUAGUGUAGCCAUGAAAACCCUAUAUUUCCAAGCAAGCUCUUAAAAAAAUAAAAAUUAACAAGUUUUUUCUUGCUAUUUUGUUUCUUCCUUCAUCUCUUCUAGCAUCAAAUUUUGUAACCAUCGGAUCGAUGUUCAAAUUCUGUUGAACUUAAGAUCCGAUGGUAUACUAAAGAGUACCUCCAUAUUUACCCCUAUAUUUCGACAACUUUAAAUAUAUACCAGAAUAUCAAGUAUAGCUCAUAACAAUCUAUCUGUUGAACUUUUAGGCCAACCAAAUCAAAUUAGGAAAGAAACCCUAAUAUUUGAAAACCUAACCCUACCACCUUUUUUACUCAUAUUUCAUCAUACUGCUAGUCGUUGUAAAUGGCUGACAAGGUACAACGAAUGUCAUCAGAGCACGGGGUGAUGAUUUUCAGCAAGAGUACAUGUUGUUUAUGCUACGCGGUCACUAUACUAUUUCGAGAUCUUGGUGUUGAUCCAUAUGUGCAUGAACUUGAUCAUGAUUCUGAUGGAAAAGAUAUGGAAAAAGCUCUUAUGAGGAUGGGUUGUAAUGCCUCAGUUCCAGCAGUUUUUAUAGGGGGGAAAUUUGUUGGAUCAACAAAUGAAGUUAUGUCACUUCAUCUCAAAGGAUCCCUAAUUCAACUCCUCAAGCCUUAUCUACCUGAUUAAAAUAAAAAUAAAUUCGAGAAUUGCAGAGUGAAAUUAUUCGCCUUUAAAGGGAAAUAAUAAAAAGAAAGUACUUUAUGAAUUAGGAGGAUAUAUAAUAUUAAAAAGAAAUUUAAAGGUUAAAAUAACAAACGAAUAAAAGUUAGUGGCUCGAUCGACUAAUGACACUAGUCAUGUAGAUCAAGGUCAUGGUAGUAUAUGAUCAAUGUUGUAAUAGUUUGUGAUUAUAUGUAUUUUGUGAGAUAUUAAUUGAUACUAAUUAUUAGUCAUUUGAUA